Molecule: messenger RNA, 4909 nt
Organism: Gopherus flavomarginatus (Mexican gopher tortoise)
Lineage: Eukaryota; Metazoa; Chordata; Testudines; Testudinidae
Gene: LEMD3
Product: LEM domain containing 3
Exons: 13
Coding region: 84-2810 (908 amino acids)
Biological process (GO): negative regulation of BMP signaling pathway; nuclear envelope organization
Cellular component (GO): nuclear inner membrane
Molecular function (GO): chromatin DNA binding
Source: RefSeq, a predicted model, not a curated record
GUGCGCAUGCGUCAGUUCCGGCGGGGACGGGAGAGCGGCGCGGCGCGUGGGUAGGAAACGCCGCGGCGGCGGGGCAGAGAAACAUGGCGGCGGCCGCGCAGCUCACGGAUGAGGAGCUGUUCUCAGAGCUUAGGUGCUUCGGCCUCUCCCCAGGGCCGGUCACCGAGAGCACCCGGCCCGUCUACCUGAAGAAGCUGAAGAAACUGCGGGAGGAUGAGCGGGCUGGAGCCCGCGGCAGCGCCAACAAGACCCGGAACAGCAACAACAAUAACACGGGGGCCGGGGCAGCGCCGGGCGAAGGCGGCGGCAGAGCGGCCCCGGGCAUGGGGGCCCGGCUGGCCAGCCCCGACCAGCCCUACUUGCCGGGCGGCGCAGCCGGGGGCAGCCGGAGCCGCGCAGCACCCCCUGCCGGAGGCGGCAAAGUGCUGCUGGGUUUCAGCUCGGACGAGUCGGAUGUGGAGGCCAGUCCCAGGAGCCAGGCCGGCGCCGGGGGCGGCAGCAGCAGCCGGAGGGAGCGGGCGUCGCCCCCAGUCCGCGGCUUGAGGCCCGCAGCCUCCCAUGGAGCCUGCAGCGAGAGGAACAGCUUCCCUCCUGAGGCGGGCAGGAGGAAGCCCAGUGCCUGGUGGGGGGCGGUGGCCAGGAGACCGACGGCCACGGCGGGGGCCCAGACUCAGGGCAUGCGGGAGCCUGGGGAAGGGGAGGAGGAGGAAGAGGACGAGGAGGAGCGGCAGUGGAAGAACCGGACUGUGAAUGGUAAUAGGCAUCCCUCCCUUGGCGGCAGGGCCGAGUAUUCCGACUCGGAGGAGGAGGGGGAGAGAGCCAAGCAGCAGGUAUUGAAGGAGGAGACUGCACCCCGCCAACACCGGGGCAGGCGGAGCCUGAGCAAAUCUCCUGCCCCGUUCACGGCCAGCAAAUGUGCUGCAGCCGGCGCUGGCAUGAUGGAGACGGGCCAGCAAAGGGCUGGAGGAGGCGGCGGGGCUGGUGUAAUCGCAAUGAAUGACAGGGCGGAGGCGGCUGCUGCUGCUGCUGCUGGAAGUCUAGACAGGGGCAGAAAUCAGGAGGAGGAGGCAGUGAUGAGGAGGGGGGGAGAUUGUGAAAACUUGGACACCAGCCCUUCCAUCCCCAGAUACCGCAGCACCUCCUCCAAGAAUUCCCCUCCACUCUUGGCACUGCCGCAGCCCACAGACAUGGACAGCAGCAAAAGCAGUGACCCUCUGGGCACUGUUAGGAAAGCAGCCAAUAAUCAUGUUCUCAGCGGCGCUGCUGGUGGCUUUAAUAUUGAACCCAGGAUUUAUUCAGCUACCAACAGCCUCCCCCUGGGUGCUGUCACUCCCUCUUCCCUUAGAAUCAAUCACUCCAACCACACGGGCUCUAAUCACACCUACCUGAAAAACACCUAUAAGCAAAAGCUUUCUGAGCCUGAGGAGGAGCUUCUCCAACAGUUCAAGAGAGAGGAGGUAUCCACCACCGGAGGCUUCAGUGCACAUUACUUGUCCAUGUUUCUCUUAACUGCUGCAUGCUUGUUUUUUCUGAUACUGGGACUCAUGUACGUGAGAAUGAGAGGUUCGGGAGUAGCCGAGCAUGGGGAAGUCAACAUUAAAAAUCCCUUCAGUGAGCAGCUUGAAGAAAUAAAAGGAAAUGAAAAAAGUCUCAUGAUGAACAGCUUAUAUAAACUUCAUGAUAGAUUGGCACAAGUAGCAGGAGAUCAUGACUGUGGCAACUCUAUACAGAGAAAUCUUUCCGUCCAGGAGACAGCUGCAUAUUUAAAAAGUUUAGGUCCAGAGUAUGAAAAAGUACUUAACACAGCGCUACAAUGGAUUAUGAGUAGGGGGGAAGAUGUUGGCAUAAAGUGUAUUGGUAAUGACCCCAGUGAGGAAUUAAAUAAUGUAACUGAUGUGAAGUACCUGGAAUCUACUAGACCACAGAUGUCUUUCAGAUGUCGUUUUCGCCGAGCAUUUAUUACUGUAACUCACAGAUUAUCAAUAUUGCUUUUGGGUAUAGGGAUGGUUUGGGGAGUCUUGCACUACAUGAAAUAUCGCUGGACAAAAGAGGAAGAGGAGACCAGGCAGAUGUAUGAUAUGGUUGUAAAGAUUAUAGAUGUUCUAAGAAGUCACAAUGAGGCAUGUCAGGAGAACAAAGACUUGCAGCCAUAUAUUCCUAUUCCCCACGUGUGUGAUUCCUUAAUACCACCUCAGGACAGGAAAAAAAUGAAGAAGGUCUGGAAUAGAGCAGUUGACUUCCUUGCUGCAAAUGAAUCUAGAGUUCGCACAGAGACACAUCGAAUAGGUGGCGCUGACUCCUUGGUUUGGAGAUGGAUACAGCCAUCUGCCGCAUGUGACAAAAUUUUAGUUAUACCAUCUAAAGUAUGGCAAGGCCAAGCAUUUCAUCUAGAUAGAAGAAAUUCGCCACCAAACAGUUUGACACCAUGUCUAAAGAUUCGCAAUAUGUUUGAUCCUGUCAUGGAAAUUGGUGACCACUGGCAUUUGGCAAUUCAAGAAGCAAUCUUGGAAAAAUGCAGUGAUAAUGAUGGAAUUGUUCAUAUUGCUGUGGACAAAAAUUCACGUGAGGGUUGUGUAUAUGUCAAGUGUCUGUCUCCGGAAUAUGCUGGAAAGGCUUUUAAAGCAUUACAUGGCUCUUGGUUUGAUGGAAAGCUGGUAACGGUAAAAUACCUGCGGCUAGAUCGAUAUCAUCAUCGCUUUCCCCAGGCUCUUACUUGCAACACACCCUUGAAGCCAUCAAACAAACACAUGAACUCAAUGUCACAUCUUCGUCUACGGACAGGCACAACUAACUCUCAGGGAAGCUCCUGAGAAGACUUUCUACAACUUGUAGAACUGUUACUUGCAGCAGGAAAAUUCCUGUUUGGCUGCCGUCUUCCUUUUUUAGUGCUUUUUGUAUGUAAUAUUUUCAUUGAUUAAAUAAAAGUCUGAACGUUCCAGAAAUCUUGUUUCCAAAGGGACUUAGCAAUGAGGCAGUAAUACUAAGAGGACAAAAACAGUUGCUUCAGGAAGUUUUUGGAGCUUGAGUAAACAAGUGCAUUUAAUUUUUGCAUGAAGAACACUGAAUUUAUUAAACAUUUUCAGAUGUGACGGCUGUAUUUUUUUUGCACCAAGAAGUGUUUUGAUAAUCCAAAAGCAUGGAGAAAAAGAGACUUCCUGUAUUUCCAUAGUUUCCUGUGAAAUAAUCUUGUGGAUAUUUUGUAAUAAACACCUACAGCUCCCGAUGGCGAAUAAGUAAAAAAAAUGUUAAUUUUUCAAUCUAAUCUUACGUUUCUGUUGCUGUAAAGGAUGCAUUUGCUGCAGCUGGGGUAUGGGAAAAUUAAUUUGGCUUUAGUGGUUGCAUAUAAGUGUGAGGGAAACAAACUGAAUGCAGAUAUACUGGUUUUUGUACAUAAGUGUAAAUGCUGGUGGUGGCAAAAGUAGUCGUGUUCUGUGAGGAUGUCUGCAUUAAAGCAGUGAAUAAGCUUCCUAUUUUAUUCAUAACCUAAUGUUUUUUAUAGUAUUGGCUGUACCAUCACAUAAAAGUCAAACAGCUGAACUCUUUAAAGUAUUAGAUACAAGUUAAAUAUCUUUUAUAGUUUUUAUAUUGAAAUAUCUGACUGAUUUUGUGUGAAAGGUCUGAUACCAAUUGUGGUGGAUUCAAAUUUAUGUGAGCAAUAAAGAAGCAAUUGGCAGAUACUGAAAAAUAUUUUGUGAAAAGCUGUAUUUAUUACAAAUACCAGGACUGUGACAAAGUACUAUUGGGAUUAAGUAACUUUCCUAAUAUAUUUAUAACUUUAAAUAAGUUUUAAUUAACCGGUUACCUAUAAAAUUAACAAGGGUGCAUAUUUUUUGCAACAAAAUUUUGGUUCAUGAGCGCUAGAAAUAUUAAUGUACAAGUGAGUUACUUUAUUUCAAUGUUAAAUUUAUGUAUUAACAUUUAUUCACUCUUAGUAACUGCAGAAUUGUUGCUGAGAAGUUUCAUUGAAAAUCUAAGACUAUUGGCUGCACUGAUCCCUUGUUUAUACAAUAUAAUUUGGUCUAUAAUUAUCCAGCUAAACAUUGCAUAGGUGGUGAGACUGAAAGUGUACCAUUUAAAAUAAAUUUAGUAAAACUCACUUUAAUUCUUUUGUAGAUAUGAUGGAUUUGCAGCAUGAACUUGCACAAAUAAUGCAUGUUUUUCUUAUGGUUCAUUAAACAUGAUGCACACUAUUCUGCAACAGAAAAUCUUAUUGUGCCUUACCUUGUGCUUUUGUGGGCACCAUGUUUAUUAUUGGAGGGUUUGUUAUCUGAAAAUUUUUUAAUUCUCAGUUUUACGUCUCAGAUGCUAAUGAAUGAGUAUAUAUAAUAUAUAUAUAUAAUCUGCCAUGCAAAUUUCUACUCAUGAGGGACAAGUACAUAUUUUUGAUGAGUGAGUAGAUUUUAUGUCAGGUCUGGUAAGAUUUUCAUGAGUUUUACCAUAUAUACAUAUAUGUAUAUGUAUAAUAUACAUGUAUAUGUAUUAUAUAUGUAUAUAAACUGAUUUUGCUGUAUUUGAUGUGCAUCAUAGUGAUUUGUUGACCUGACCUUAGUGACCCCAUCUUAUGACCUAUUGCAAGAAUGAAUGUAAAAAUAGUUGUGGCAUUUUAAAAGGUCACCUUUUGAUGCAGAUGCAUCAUUUUCUUGCUUCUAAAAUAUAUUUCUUGUAAACACUGUACAUUUUAUUAUUGUAAUAUGUACUAUUAUGCAGCUUAUUUUACAUAAAACUGUUAAGUUGACCAAUAUCCCUCCCUGCAAGACAGAGGGGAAUGUGUAUAAUAUCUGGACAUUUGAGAAAAAUCAGUUAUUUGAUGUAAUUUGUCACCUGUCCUGUUUAAAAAAAAAAACAAAAAAAAAACCCAAAACCCCUCUAAUUAAAGGUUUAUUAGGGGUUUUUAUAUGUGUCUCAACUU